UCGUAUAUGCCAAACUUGUAAACAGCACGUGUGAAAAACUCGGUUAUCCUCUGCAAUCUCAACAAUAUACUAUCGAAGUCUUGUGUUUUUGAUCGGUAGUUUCCGAGGAACGAAAGCUGCCCUCGAAGCGCUAUAGUGUUACAACAUUAUCAACAAUUAAAAUGGUGUUCUUUACGUGCAAUCACUGUGGCGAGACCGUGAAAAAGCGGAUGGUCGAGAAACACGGAUGGAAAUGCAAAAAGGAAAUCAACGUGUCCUGCAUAGAUUGUCUAAAUGAUUUUGUCGGCAAAGCAUAUGACGCCCACACAAGCUGUAUCACCGAAGAAGAAAAAUACUCCGGGAAGGACUACGUUCCGAAGGCAAAUGCCAACAAGGGCGCAAAAAAGCAGGAAGCCUGGUUGGACACAAUACGCUCGAUUACAGACCGGCAGCGGAAUCUGUCGAAUGGCGUCAACGAUGUUUUCAAUAUAAUUCGUAAAAACGAUAAUAUUCCUCGAAAGCAGAAGGGUUUCAUGAACUUUUUUCAAAACUCAGCCAAACACAUUCGGUUGAAUGAUGUGAAGGCCGCUUGGACGCUCCUCGAAGAGGAAGUGAAAAGAGUUAAAGAAAAUGCAAAUUCGCAGCAAGCUAACGGAACCGUGCCGAGCGCGGCAAUAAACCAAGCAAACGGAACCAGUGUCGUUCAAGAGAAUGGUUGCAAAAAACGCAAACUGGAGAAUACAGAGGAGUCGACGGUUUUGGCUCAACCUGCAUGUAAGAAAUCAAAGAAAAAGCACAACCAGCAACGUAAUGGUCACUCCGAGGAACAUGAUAAUCUGGUGGAUGUAAGUGUGAUCGAAAGUGCAGUUACUCUAGCCGAACCAGGCCAAGGCAAAUUCAACUGGAAAGAGGUAAUCCGGACUACGUUGGGAGCCAAAAAUAACGAAAUGAAGCUGAGCAAACUUAAGAAGAAGGUACUGAAAAAGUACCAACAGUUUGUAGGAUCCAGCAUUCAGGUUGGUGACAAGAUCGAGCGAAAAUUUAGUAAGAAAAUUACUAAACUAGGUGUAGUGGUGGAUAACGAGACUGUUCGAUUGAUUGAUUAACUAAUAAAGAUAACUUUAGUUCUAA
Molecule: messenger RNA, 1110 nt
Organism: Topomyia yanbarensis
Lineage: Eukaryota; Metazoa; Arthropoda; Insecta; Diptera; Culicidae
Exons: 1
Coding region: 162-1085 (307 amino acids)
Biological process (GO): negative regulation of transcription by RNA polymerase II; rRNA processing
Cellular component (GO): nucleolus
Molecular function (GO): DNA binding
Source: RefSeq, a predicted model, not a curated record